Molecule: messenger RNA, 1449 nt
Organism: Dendrobium catenatum
Lineage: Eukaryota; Viridiplantae; Streptophyta; Magnoliopsida; Asparagales; Orchidaceae
Product: acetylajmalan esterase
Exons: 5
Coding region: 77-1213 (378 amino acids)
Molecular function (GO): hydrolase activity, acting on ester bonds
Source: RefSeq, a predicted model, not a curated record
AAUAUGUCUCUUAUAAAACUCCAUUUACUCUCCAUCCUCUGCUCUUUGCUUGUUCAGUAGCACUAGUGAAAAGCUCAUGGCCUCCUGGUCUUUCUACUUCUUCCUCUGCUAUCUUCUUCUCUCUACUCUCUCAAUAUCAUCAGUGCUUACCCCCAAUCCUGGCGGCGGCUGCUUCAUUAAAGCCAUAUACAGCUUUGGCGACUCCAUUGCGGACACUGGAAACCUUGUCCGAAUGGGCCCAAGUGGUCUCUUCAAUCCCGUUGGGUACUUUCCCUAUGGAGUUAGCUUGAAGAAAAAACCCACUGGCCGAUGCUCUGACGGCCUCCUUAUAAUCGACUAUCUCGCUAUUGCUCUAAAUCUUUCGCUGAUCAACCCUUACUUGGACAAGAAAGCAAAAUUCGAUAAUGGAGUCAAUUUUGCUGUUGCUGGAGCUACAGCUCUUGAUGAGUCCUUCUUCAUUUCGAGCGAUGUCGUUAUGCCGUAUGCUGCUAGUUCUAUUGGAGCUCAGCUAGCCUGGUUUAAGACCCAUCUUAGCUCCGUUUGUUCAACAAGAGAAGAGUGUAGUAAAAAGCUUGAGAGGACUCUCUUCUUGCUUGGAGAAAUUGGAGGAAAUGACUAUAGCUUUGCAUUCUAUCAAGGGAAAUCAAUAGAGGAUGUUGCAACUUUUGUUCCACAAGUCAUCCAAAAAAUAGUAGAUUCAGUAAAGAAAGUGAUUGAAGCUGGAGCCAUUCAUAUUAUUGUGCCUGGAAAUUUUCCAAUAGGAUGCUUUCCAAGCAAUUUAGAAAUUUAUAAAGACAAAGCUUCCAGAGUUUAUGAUAGUAACAACUGCAUUAAGGAUCUGAACGCAUUUUCAAAGCUCCACAACAAAAAACUGCAAGAGGCACUUCAAAGCUUGGGACAGUCUUAUCCUCAAGUCAGCAUUAUGUAUUCUGAUUACUAUGAAGCUUUCAUGACCCUCAUUGAUAAUGCUUCCAGUCUUGGCUUUGAAGAAAGCUCAUUAUUGAAAUCCUGCUGUGGUGGAGGUGGGCUAUACAAUUUUGACAUCAAUAUGAUUUGUGGAAUGCCGGGUACAUGGCCUUGCUCUGAUCCUGCAAAGUAUAUAAGCUGGGAUGGCAUUCAUUUGACACAACAAGCUUACAAGAUUAUGGCACAGAAUUUGAUUCAGAAAUUUAUCUACCCAUUGGCUAGAGCCCAAGAGAUAUGGAAGUGUUAAAAGCUCUCAGACAGUUAUUUGAUUUGCUUAAAGAUAAGUAUAUUAUUUAAGAAAACAGUGAAAUUUUGUAUUGUGUUCAUCUUAAAAUAAAUUUAAUGAUUUUGAGAGCUAUUUUGGUGUAAAUUUGAUCAAAAUAUCCUGAACUUCUCUAUUUUCUUUUGUUGAAACUAAAAUAACCAUGAGCUCUGUUUACUGCCAAGAAAUCAAAUGAAAAAAAGAUGGCAUUUGUUUAUUUA